Hordeum vulgare subsp. vulgare (domesticated barley) is the source of this 1056-nucleotide messenger RNA. RefSeq names its product probable glutathione S-transferase GSTU6. Gene Ontology annotation, biological process: glutathione metabolic process. The coding region runs from base 90 to 800 and encodes 236 amino acids. Lineage: Eukaryota; Viridiplantae; Streptophyta; Magnoliopsida; Poales; Poaceae. The record is from RefSeq and is a predicted model, not a curated record. Gene Ontology annotation, cellular component: cytoplasm. Gene Ontology annotation, molecular function: glutathione transferase activity. The transcript is spliced from 2 exons.
ACAAGACAUAACUCAGAUCCACCAGCCAUAUAACGAACACAAGCUAAAACAAGCAGCUCAACCUUCAUACACAGAUCAAGCAGGAGACCAUGGCCGGAGGAGAAGACCUGAAGCUGCUCGGCGCUUGGGCAAGCCCGUUUGUCACCAGGGUGAAGCUUGCGCUGAGCCUCAAGGGCCUGAGCUUCGAGGAUGUCGAGGAGGACCUGGGCAACAAGAGCGAGCUCCUCCUCAGCUCGAACCCAGUGCACAAGAAGGUGCCAGUGCUCGUUCACAAUGGAAAGCCCGUGUGCGAGUCAGUGAUCAUCCUUCAGUACAUCGAUGAGGCGUUCGCCGGCAUCGGUCCCUCUCUCCUUCCCUCUGACCCCUACCAACGUGCCGUUGCCCGCUUCUGGGCCGCCUACAUCGACGACAAGCUCGUCGCCCCAUGGGUUCAGGCAACGAGGGGCAAGACGGAGGAGGAGAAGUCCGAGGGGAUUAAUCAAACAUUUGCGGCGGUGGAAAUGUUGGAGGGAGCCCUGAGGGAGUGCUCCAAGGGAGAGGGUUACUUUGGUGGUGAGACCGUCGGACUUGUGGAUGUUUCACUUGGGAGCUUGCUCUCCUGGUUGAACGCUACAGAAGUGAUGUCUGGAACCAAGAUCUUUGAUCCUGUUAAGACUCCGCUCUUGGCGGCAUGGAUGGAUCGCUUUAGCGAGCUCGAUGCUGCCAAGGCGGCGUUGCCAGAGGUUGAUAGGGUGGUCGAAUUUGCCAUUAAGAGGCAGGCACAAGCUGCUGCCGCUGCUGUUACUUCGGACAACAAGUAAAUAUCACAAGAAUGUGAGUCCCAUUGAAUAAGAAAAAUGCAUGUUUCUUUCAAAUAAAGAUUAGUUGAUAAUAUUCCCUCUGUCCCAAAAUAUCUGUUUCAACUUUGUACUAGUUCUAGUAUAAAAUUGUACUAAGCUUAAGACACUUAUUUUGAAACGGAGGGAGUAGCAUAUAUGAUUGAUGUUUGUAUGUGAGAUUCUUCAUGUAAUGGUGUUUCGGAAAAUUAAUGAAUGUGAUAUUUUGUUAAGGUUUUAA